Molecule: messenger RNA, 1537 nt
Organism: Tigriopus californicus
Lineage: Eukaryota; Metazoa; Arthropoda; Copepoda; Harpacticoida; Harpacticidae
Gene: Gmppa
Product: mannose-1-phosphate guanyltransferase alpha-A-like
Exons: 5
Coding region: 128-1405 (425 amino acids)
Biological process (GO): biosynthetic process
Cellular component (GO): cytoplasm
Source: RefSeq, a predicted model, not a curated record
UGACGUGGCUCAAUCCAAACAAUCCAAGCAAUCCAAACUGAGGAGAAGUUGAUGGGCACAGGGCCGGAAUUCGUCAGUGAGAUUCGAACUAAAAUCGAAAGCCUAGGUAGGACCAGAGUUGACCAUUAUGUCGCCGAGUGCUUGUCCAGGUCUGAAGGCCGUGAUUUUGAUCGCGGGUCCCAUGAAGGGGACCCGCUUCCGGCCCUUAUCGUUGGACGUGCCCAAGCCGUUGUUUCCCGUGGCCGGUUUGCCCCUGAUCCAACAUCACAUCGAGGCCUUGUCGCAAGUGGACCAAAUGCGCGAAAUCCUCAUCCUGGGCUUUUACCCCAACCAUGAAAUGAACGAUUUCGUCCAAGACAUGAACCAUCAGUACAAGGCCGUCACCGUCAAGUAUUUACAAGAGUACACGGCUUUGGGGACGGCAGGCGGGAUCUAUCAUUUUCGGGAUCGGAUCAUGAGUGGCAAUCCGGAGGCGUUCUUUGUGCUGAAUGGCGACAUUUGCGCGGAUUUCCCGCUCCACGAAAUGAUCGCCUUCCAUCAAGCCAGCGCUCUGCCCGAUGUCAUGACCACCAUUCUGGCGACGGAGGCCACGAAACCCCAAUCCUUGAACUACGGGUGUGUGGUGGAGGACAAGCAUACCCAUCAAAUGUUGCAUUAUGUCGAGAAGCCCAAUAGCUACAUCUCCAGUCAGAUCAAUUGCGGCGUGUACGUCUUCUCGCCGGAGAUUUUCCAAGUCUUGGCCGACAAAUAUCAACAACGCCAGCGACGAUCCGAGACACCGGAUACCGAGGAGCCCGAAUCCAUGUGGAUCGAGCGCGAUAUUUUGAGCCAUAUGGUCACGAUUGGGCGUGGACAGGUGUUUUCCACGACCAAUUGGUGGUCGCAAAUCAAGACGGCCGGUUCCGUGAUUUACGCCAAUCGACAUUACCUCAAGUUGUUCGCCCAAUCCCACCCCGAGCGUCUUUAUCGGGCCACGGACACCCAGACCAUUGGCAACGUUUUCGUGCACCCGAGUGCCUCCAUCCAUCCAACAGCCGUGAUGGGACCCAAUGUUAGUAUCGGUCCGAAUGUGAUCAUUGGAAAAGGAACACGAAUUUCCGAGUCUAUCAUUCUGGCUGACACCUCGAUAGGAGAUCAUUCGUUGAUCAAGCACGCAGUUUUGGGAAUGAGCACCCGGGUUGGUCAUUGGACCCGGAUUGAGGGCACGCCCAAUGAUCCCAAUCCAAAUAAAGCUUUCGCCAAAAUGGACAAUCUCCCUCUUUUCAGCCAAGAAGGCAAACUUAAUCCCUCCGUGACUGUCAUUGGUUGCAAUGUGGUGGUUCCCUCCGAAGUGAUCGUUUUAAACUCGAUCGUGUUACCGCACAAGCAAAUCAGGCAUAGUUUCAAGAACGAAAUCAUUCUUUGAACGGUGACUGAUACUGGAUAAGAGUUCAGAUGCACAAGUUUGUUUUCAGAGUUUAAAGGCUUUUUUUUUUUAGUUUUCCCCCUUUUAUGCAAUGAAAAUAUUAAAAUGAAUUGGCAUUUCUACACAAAAGCA